ACUCUGCAGAAUAACCCUCGUUUACCUGCAUUCUCAAUGGAUGGGGACUUUGUUAUUGGAGGUGUUUUCUCCAUUCACUACGAAAUGCACAUAGUGAAUAAUGACUACACCACCAAGCCUGAACCUUCAAGAUGUGGAGGGACCUUUAUAGGCAGAGAACUACGUUUUUCUCGUGCAAUGAUGUUUGCCAUAGAAGAGAUUAACAACAGCACAGAGCUGCUGCCAGGCAUCAAGCUUGGAUAUCAGAUUUUUGACUCAUGUGCUUCGGUGCCUGUGGCUGUACAUAUUGCAUUUCAGCUAUCAAAUGGUCAAGACGCAGUGUUUUACAAAGGCAGCGCGUGUUCCAACACUGGUGUUGUGUUGGCAGCUGUUGGGGACUCUGCAUCCACACCGUCAAUCAGCAUAUCCCGCAUCAUUGGGCCCUUCAACAUGCCUAUGGUGAGUUACUUUUCCACUUGUACCUGCCUGUCAGGGAAGCAGCAGCACCCAACAUUUUUCAGAACAAUUCCCAGUGAUCAGUUCCAGGCUGACGCUCUGGUCAAGCUGGUGAAACACUUUGGAUGGACUUGGAUAGGUGCUGUUCGCUCUGACUCAGAUUAUGGAAAUUAUGGCAUGGGCUCUUUUCUUGAAGUAGCACAGAGAGAGGGGAUCUGUGUGGAGUACUCUGUGUCUUUUUCUUGGGCUGACCCACAAAGCAAGAUCAGGGGAGUGGCUGACAUUAUCCGAAGGUCAACAGCACUGGCUGUUGUGGCUUUUACAGCCUCUGCAGAAAUGAAGGUCCUGUUAGAGGAGCUCUCCCGGGAGCCCUCACCACCUCGUCAGUGGAUUGGAAGUGAGGCCUGGAUAACUGACCCACACUUUUUGAGGUUCACUUUCUGUGCAGGGGCCAUUGGAGUUGGCAUUCAGCAAUCUGUGAUACCAGGGCUUAGAGACUUCCUGCUGGAUCUCUCUCCCACUGAAGUUGCUGCCUCCUCAGUGCUCAGUGAGUUCUGGGAGGAUGCAUUUAAGUGCACACUGACAAAAAGAGCAGAACCGGACAAGAAAUUAUGUGAUGGAACUGAAGAUAUAAAAUCUCUUAAAAAUCCAUAUACUGACACAUCUCAGUUAAGAAUUACUAACUUGGUGUACAAGGCAGUUUAUGCAAUCGCUCAUGCCAUUCAUAAAGUUGUGUGUGAGGAAACAAAUCUUAGCACACAGUGUGACAAACACUUCAGAUUUGAGUCUAAACAGGUGUUGUCUCAACUAAAAAAAGUCAACUUUUCUCGUAAUGGUUAUCCUGUUUCGUUUGAUGCAAAUGGGGACCCUGUGGGUUUUUAUGAGCUUGUUAACUGGCAGAAGCAUGAAAGUGGAGUUAUUGACUUGGUAACAGUAGGAUAUUAUGAUGCAUCACUGCCGAAAGGCCAGGAGUUACACAUCAACAGGAACAUAACCUGGGUUGAAGGUGGCACACAAGUACCAGUGUCAGUGUGCUCUAAAAUUUGUCCUGAAGGGACUCAUAAAGUGUUGCAAAAAGGAAAACCCAUCUGCUGUUUUGAUUGUAUACCAUGUCCUGAAGGAGAGAUCAGUAAUGUGACAGGUUCUCUUAAUUGCGUUCUAUGUUCCAGAGACUUAUGGCCAAACAUAGAAAGAGAUGCUUGUUCUCCAAAACCUAUAGAGUUUCUUUCCUUUGAUGAAGUCCUGUCAACCAUCCUGGCUGCAUUCUCUGUUUUUGGAGCCUGUCUGGCCGUCAUUACAGGAAUUAUAUUCUUUCAUCACAGAACAACUCCAAUUGUCAGAGCCAACAACUCUGAGCUGAGUUUCCUGCUGCUCUUCUCUCUGACUCUGUGUUUUUUAUGUUCAUUAACUUUCAUUGGAGCUCCCUCUGAGUGGUCCUGCAUGCUGCGACACACAGCUUUUGGUAUCACCUUUGUGCUCUGUAUCUCCUGUGUUCUAGGGAAAACUCUAGUAGUUUUAAUGGCCUUCAAAGCUACACUUCCAGGUAGUAAUGUUAUGAAAUGGUUUGGGCCACCUCAACAAAGAAUGACUGUAGUGCUUCUUACAUUUAUUCAAAUUUUAAUUUGUACUGUUUGGUUGAUACUCAGUCCUCCAUUUCCAAUGAAAAAUCUGACUACAUACAAGGAGAAGAUCAUCUUGGAAUGUGCAUUAGGCUCUGCUGUUGGCUUCUGGGCUGUGCUCGGGUACAUUGGACUGCUGGCUGUUUUUUGCUUUGUGUUAGCUGUUCUAGCUCGAAAACUACCUGAUCAUUUUAAUGAAGCCAAGAUGAUAACCUUCAGCAUGCUGAUCUUCUGUGCAGUGUGGAUCACCUUCAUCCCAGCAUAUUUCAGUUCUCCUGGAAAGUUUACUGUGGCUGUGGAGAUAUUUGCCAUUCUGGCCUCCAGCUUUGGACUGAUACUGUGUAUAUUUGCUCCCAAGUGUUUCAUCAUAAUAUUUCAACCCGAGAAGAACACCAAGAAAUAUUUAAUGAAUAAAAGUCAAAUGUAG
Nematolebias whitei (Rio pearlfish) is the source of this 2481-nucleotide messenger RNA. RefSeq names its product extracellular calcium-sensing receptor-like. The transcript has 8 exons. The record is from RefSeq and is a predicted model, not a curated record. Gene Ontology annotation, cellular component: membrane. NCBI's taxonomy places the organism in Eukaryota, Metazoa, Chordata, Actinopteri, Cyprinodontiformes, Rivulidae. Gene Ontology annotation, molecular function: G protein-coupled receptor activity. Gene Ontology annotation, biological process: G protein-coupled receptor signaling pathway. Bases 37 to 2481 code for a protein of 814 amino acids.